AUGACAAUCGAUUCGUCUUCUACCUUUGCCUUUGGAACUAGAGCUAUUCACGUUGGUGCUCCUAUUGACGCUACUACCGGUGCAGUGAUUGAACCCAUUUCAUUAUCCACCACUUUUGGUCAAUCUGAACCUUCCAAACCCAUUGGGAUCUACGAGUACUCACGUUCUGCUAAUCCAAAUAGAGACAAUUUCGAAACUGCAGUUGCCUCUUUGGAGUCAGCCAAGUAUGCGAUUGCCUUGGCUUCAGGUUCUGCAACUACUGCUUUGGUUAUCCAAUCUUUACCCAUUGGAUCUCACAUCAUUUCCGGUGGUGAUGUUUAUGGCGGGACCCAUAGAUACUUCACCAAAGUGGCCAAUCACCACGGUGUCGAAGCUACUUUUGUUGGUGACUUGGUGUCUGAUUUGGAAUCUUCAUUAAGACCUGAAACUAAAUUGGUAUGGUUGGAAACCCCUUCAAACCCAACAUUGAAGGUCACCGAUAUCGCUAAAGUUAAACAAAUUUUACAAAAUCACCAACAAGCUACUGGAAACAAGGUGUUGUUGGUUGUUGAUAAUACUUUUUUGUCUCCUUAUAUCUCCAACCCUUUGAAAUUUGGCGCUGAUGUGGUUGUUCACUCAGUCACAAAAUACAUCAAUGGACACUCAGAUGUUGUUAUGGGGGUAUUGGCCACCAAUGACACUGAUUUGCAUGAAAAGUUUAGAUUUUUACAAAACGCCAUUGGAUCCAUCCCAUCACCAUUUGAUUCUUGGUUGGCUCACAGAGGUUUGAAAACUUUGCAUUUGAGAUUGCGUCAAGCUUCAACUUCGGCACAAAAGAUUGCCGAGUAUUUGCAAUCAAAAAUUGAAGACGGGUCAGUCAUUCAUGUUAAUUACCCAGGAUUGAAAUCCCAUGAACAACAUGGCGUUGUUUUGCGCCAGCACAGAGAUGGUUUAGGUGGAGGAAUGAUCUCUUUUAGAAUCAGAGGCGGAGCCAAGGGGGCGUCAGUUUUCACUUCUUCAACGAAAUUGUUCACCUUGGCUGAAUCACUUGGUGGGAUUGAAUCUUUAAUUGAAGUACCAGCAAUAAUGACUCACGGAGGUAUCCCCAAAGCUGAAAGAGAAGCUAAUGGUGUUUACGAUGACUUGGUUCGGGUCUCAGUUGGUAUUGAGGAUACUGAUGAUUUACUCAAGGAUAUCGAGCAAGCUUUACAUAAGGUAAAGGGUUUGUAA
This is a messenger RNA of Lodderomyces theae, 1209 nucleotides long. It is a transcript of the gene CYS3, whose product is annotated as cystathionine gamma-lyase. The transcript has a single exon. Gene Ontology annotation, cellular component: cytoplasm. Gene Ontology annotation, molecular function: pyridoxal phosphate binding; cystathionine gamma-lyase activity. Lineage: Eukaryota; Fungi; Ascomycota; Pichiomycetes; Serinales; Debaryomycetaceae. Bases 1 to 1209 code for a protein of 402 amino acids. Gene Ontology annotation, biological process: transsulfuration. The record is from RefSeq and is a predicted model, not a curated record.